AUUCUCUCCUCAUCAAGACUAAUAAGAGAAGAUGGAUCCGAAUAGAGCUACAACAAAUUAUGUUUCCUCUAUUCAUCCAAGUCAUAUUUGUAUCUUGAUUCUCAGUAGCUUCUUGCUGUCGGCAGUGGAAAUCGGUGCGAAACCCAUCAAACCCCUAAACUGUUCGGUUACUGCUAUCAUCGAUGCUAGAAGUCGAGAUAUAUCAAACCUGGAAGAUUGUUACCUGCUUGACAAGAGUAAGAUGCCUAUUGAUGUGACAGACUGUGUGCGGGAGAAUGGAAUGAGUCACCUCUGCCUAUCGUUUGGUACCGGGAGAGGUUUGGCGCCUCAGGGUCUGAUCGCCUGCUUCUCCAGAUAUAAGAGUAUCAUUGACAAAUGUCGAAAUGAUACGUCACCGUUCGUUGGUCAGCUGGUUGAUGUCAAGACCAUGAUGCGAUGUCGCUUUCGUCCUUCUUUAGUCAAGGUUACCACGCCCAAAAAAUUCUCAUUUUUCUUUUAAAAAGUAUUUUAAAAAUCGAAAAGAUCAUUGUUUUCUCUAACAGUAAGCCUUGGCUCGGGCACAUCACCAACAGGUAGCCUUUUUUCACGAGAACCAACACUGUUCAACAGGAGUGAUACCAGUUAACCAAUUAAUAUUUAUUUUUUGUUACAGACUUUACAAAAAACAAGAACAAAUGAACGUCGGAGUACAGUUGUUUAUACAAAAGGGAUGAUAAUCAUAAUUACAGAAACCUUUGUUCAGUUCAAAGAAAACGAAUUCUGAAUUCGAAUGGUAAAACAAAUUUUGAUGUAUAUCCCAGUGUUUCUAGCGUUUGCUCCUUUUUUUCAGUUACAAUCGUGAAAUAUGAUAUUUGAUUCUGUUGUAUCUGAAAUCUCAUGAUUUACGUUAUGAUUUAGAUUAACUCGGUUAUCUGUAUAAGAUUUCUAAAGCGCAGUAUAAAGUAACACGGUGCCGAUGUUCUGCAAUUAGAAUAUAACAAAUAUCAUGGAAAGAAUGUAUAAUUUCUUGGAGCUAACAUACAUAAUAAAAUGCAAACGGAAUAAUUGCUUUGACGGUUUGAUUAUAAUUGAGGUGAGGAAAGAAUGAUAAAUUAUCUGUUUAUACACAGAGCGAAUUAUUUUACUGAGUAUAGAUUUUAAUAUUCACUUUAAGAGAUAUUCUAUUUGUCUUAUUGGUAUCUUUGUUAAAAGAUAAGCAAACAUUGUCACCAUAGAUAUAUAGUUUUUAAUCAGCUAAAAAAAUCAAUCGCAAGUCCCAAAUGCGCGCUGUUGAUUGGUUGAAAAUCAAGUUGCGCGUGAUUUUUAGAGUUGCGUUUGAUUGCAACUCUUUCUGCAACGGGCCCCAGUACAUAUUGAAAUAAUCAAGAAUACAGCUCUAUAAAUGUACCUCUAUCUCGUGAAUUGAAUUUGAAAAAGUGUUAAACGCUUUUUAACGAGAACAUUUGAGUUUUAAAAUACACUAUUCCACCGUUCUACGAGCUAAAAGGUUAUUAUUAAGAAUAGAGCAAAGUUGCAAGAAUAUCAACAGAACAAAGAAAUAGUUUCAAUCACCAUAACAGAUUAGGCACUAGCCUAGUAUUUAAAGGCAAUGCACCAAGUCUUCAAGAUGAUAUUUGACUAAAUUUGGGAAAUUUGCUCAACCAAGAGAAAAGCUCGCUUAUUUUUCUUAUUAUAGACUCAUUUGUAUUGAAUAUGGUAAGUAAACCAGAGCGUUUAUCUCAAAAGUGACAUUGAUAUGGUACCAUUUGAAUUCGAUGUUUUUAUGUGAUAUAUUAU
This is a messenger RNA of Lytechinus pictus (painted urchin), 1776 nucleotides long. RefSeq lists its product as uncharacterized. Bases 32 to 499 code for a protein of 155 amino acids. The transcript is spliced from 5 exons. The record is from RefSeq and is a predicted model, not a curated record. NCBI's taxonomy places the organism in Eukaryota, Metazoa, Echinodermata, Echinoidea, Temnopleuroida, Toxopneustidae.